CCCAUUCCUUGGCCGUUGGUUUGCAAUUCACCACAGAACCAGAGGAACACCUGUCAAAUAUUUAUCCUCACGAAAAAUUGAAAAUUUGUUAGUUUAGUUCAAGUUUAAAAUUAUUAAUUGGCGUAAUUAAACAGGUGUAAGGAGGACGGAUUGGGAUUUGUGGUUGUGAAUGUGAAGUGAGUCCGGACGACGGGGUGGUUCAGUUUUAUUUAAGUUGAUCUCAGGGUGGAGGAGGAAAUAAAAUACGGAAACUUUGAUAAUUUUGGAUUCCUGAAAUUAGGGUGGAGGAAGUAAAGUAUUGAUAAGGGAGGAGGAUGGAGGCAUCAGUCAUUUAUUCGAUCGGAUUGGGGAUGCAGGUCAAUAUUAAGAGGACGGAUGGUCGCGUCCACACCGCCGUCGUUUCCGGGAUAAAUUGGGAGACGAAAAGCGUGACGGUAGAGUGGUUUGAGAGAAAUGAGACUAAAGGAAAAGAGAUCGACAUUGAAGCUCUUACAGGCCUAAAUCCAAACAUCACGACGAAAAAUGUUAUUCCCAACAAUACCAUGACGAACGGUAUCAUGGCGAUGGAUCAAACCCUCGUGGACCCACACAAUGUCACGGCCAAUAUCAACUACAACAAUGGGACGACAACACAGAAUAAUAAUCAGGGUGGAGGUGGUCGAGGGGGCAAAAAUGAUAUGAAACCACCGCCGGAUCGCAAUAUUCCUGCCGCCGCCGUGACAAAGAAUCAGCUGAAUGCAGGGAACGGGACUACAGUUGGAGCGGGAGGACGGAUACCACGCGGUACCCGAGCCACCCAACACGUCGUGGCGCCCGCACUUCCGCCACAAACUAGGAUCGAACCACCUCCACAGAUCGUGGAGGAUGACGCGUUUAUGGAAGUCUCUUCGAACGGGACAGGUGGCACCGUAACACGCGGGAGUCAACAGGAUGCCGCGGCGUCCAGACGGAGGUCAAAUGUCGUAAAAGAGGUUGAAAAGUUAAAGAAAAAUCGAGAAGAGAGGCGCAUGCGUCAAGCGGAGUUAAAAAAUGAAAAAGAAAAUUUAAUGAAUAUCGAUCCGGGGAAUCCGAACUGGGAAUUUUUAUCAAUGAUAAGAGAGUACCAACAAGAUUUGCAAAUCACGCCGUUACGUGACUCAGAUCCGGUGGAAGAUCAUCAAAUAACCGUUUGCGUCAGGAAGAGGCCUAUGAACAAGAAGGAAAUAAACCGGAAGGAAGUCGACGUGAUUACGGUGCCUUUGAAGAACACGGUGACGGUGCACGAGCCGAAGCAGAAGGUGGAUUUGACCAAGUACCUUGAAAAUCAGCACUUCCGCUACGACUACGCCUUCGAUGAGUCCUGCACGAAUGAAAUGGUCUACAAGUACACGGCGCGUCCCUUGGUGCAGACGAUUUUUGAAGGGGGGAUGGCAACCUGUUUCGCAUAUGGUCAGACAGGGAGCGGGAAAACUCAUACGAUGGGGGGCGACUUUAACGGGAAAACGCAAGACUGUGUGAAGGGGAUUUACGCCAUGACGGCGAAGGAUGUGUUUCGCCUUUUGAACCUUCCCGCCUACCGCCCCCUGGCUCUCCUCGUGUCCUGCUCAUUCUUCGAAAUCUACAGUGGCAAGGUUUUUGAUUUACUCGCUUCGAAAGCGAAACUGCGCGUCCUUGAAGACGGCAAACAGCAAGUGCAAGUCGUCGGAUUAACGGAACGUUCCGUUGAAACGGUAGAAGACGUCUUGAAACUCAUCCAAGUCGGCAACUCGGCCCGCACUUCUGGUCAAACAUCCGCAAAUUCGAAUUCAUCCAGGUCUCAUGCCGUUUUUCAAAUAAUUCUCCGCACUCCGAUGGCGAAGCUUCACGGAAAAUUCAGUCUUAUCGAUCUCGCGGGAAAUGAACGUGGUGCAGAUACGUCCUCCGCUGAUAGACAGACACGCAUGGAGGGCGCUGAGAUCAACAAGUCACUCCUCGCGUUGAAGGAAUGUAUCCGUGCUUUGGGACGAAAAGGGGCACAUUUGCCGUUCCGUGUGUCUAAAUUGACCCAAGUUUUGAGAGAUUCCUUUAUUGGAGAGAAAUCGAAAACGUGCAUGAUUGCAAUGAUGAGUCCAGGAUUAAACAGUUGUGAACAUUCGUUAAAUACGUUGCGAUAUGCAAAUCGUGUCAAGGAGUUGUCCGCUCUGGAUCCAGCGAGCGCAGAGGCGCAGAAGAUUUCGAAUCGGAGAGAGCGAGAGUAUGAUGACGAGGAGGAAGACAUGAUGGACAGCGAGAGUGAUUUGGCCCAUUUAAGGAGUUUGAAUGAGGGAGACAUGUCUGGGGAGAUGUUGACGUUUCACGAGACGAUCUCGAAGGUACAGGAGGCAGAAGAAGAGGUCGUCGAGUUUCAAAAGAUUAUCGUCGACUCGAACAACCGCUGGCUCAAUAGUGACAAGGCCCUUCUCAUCAUGACCAACCAGGUCGACUAUGAUCAAGAUGCGUACACCCAACAACUUGAAGAACUAUGUACAGAAAAAAUAUCCAUGUUGACCGAAUUGCGAAACAAGGUUGUAAAAUUUCGAAAUUAUUUGGCCGAAGAGGAAACUAUUUCUAGAAAAAUUACCAGCGCGGCGCCAAAUUCGAGACGAUAGCGAAUUAAACCAGAUUGUCUUAACAUCAUUCAUCAUCACCUUAUCAAAUUUACUUCGGAUGAAGAAAAAAUUAGUAAUUAAUGAAGAAAAUGGUUCAAAUUCGAUAAAGACGACGUCAGACCGCAAUUUAAAUCUUGUAGAGUGAAAUCAUGUCUUGUAGUUUUAGUGAAUUAUCACGUAAUGUAACACACUAACAACUACAUAUGUGCUGUGCUCCUACUAAUUUACAUAGUAUUUAUUAUUUAUUAUGAGAGAAGGCGCUUUAGUGAGACAGGUGUAGUGUUUGGUUAAGGAUAUAAUGUCGUCAGAAUUACCAAAUUGUCAGUGAAACUGUAAAUCCGGGUUAGAAUAAACAUGUAUUUGCUAUAAAAAGUAAUAAUUUAUAAUAUCCUUUAACUGCCUAAUUAACCACAAAAGCUUACCAUUUUACUAGUUAAAUAGUUAGUUUGUGAAUAAUUAAUUUAUUAAAAAGAUAAGACUUUUUGCAUGCAAGGAAACGGUAGUGAUAUGGAAGGAAGGAUUUUGUUUAGAUUUUUGUAAUGUGUAACAUUAAAUGCAAUCAUUUUCAUAAUUAUAAAGUCAGACUACAUGAUUAAUUAUGAUUAGUUUAUAAUUAACGAAUUUAACAAUGCAAGUUCCUCUGUGCUGGGUUUAGUAUAACGCUUUUAAAAAGUAAAAGUUUUCAUCCAAACUGAUCAUCAUUAAGUAUUUAUUUAACUGGAGAAUAGCAAUUAGUUAAUUAUCAAGAACUCCCUUGCCAAUUCUGCUUACUUUACUCUUAUUCUACUUAAUUAUUUAAUAAUUUAUUGGGUUUUGUAUCGCUUUAAAAAUUAGUAUUAAUUGAAAUUGCUCCAAAAAAACACAUUUAUACAUAUGUAUCUCUUCUCGGAACGUUUGUGAUAUUUAAGAUAUUGAAGAAAAGUAAAUGGGUGAUUAAAGUUAAAUGGGAAGACAUUAAAUUAACGAUAUUAUCAGUAUCACAAUUAUAAAAAAAUACGAUAAAACGUUCUGUUUAGACUGAUUUUAUAUGAAGAUAAGUAAGUUAAAUAUUUGAUAAUUACACAAUUGGUCAAAAUGCAAUACAUACAUAUUUCUGAAAAUUUAAAAUAUUUCCUUUGCCUUUUUUAUACCUUUUUUGUAUCGCUUUUUUAAUAACUUUUAUUAACUAGGGUUCAUUUCAAAAUAAGUUGGUGACAAAAUUAUGCAUCACUCGGUGACAAUUUUGUACUAACUUACUUUGAGUGCUGUUAUAAGUUAUACAUAGUUUCUCAAGGUUUUUGGCUGGUCAAUUAAAUAGAAUUAAUCUUUUUCAGUCGCGGGAUGCUAAUUAAAUUAAACACUUAUGAAAUGUCGAGUGGCUCAUUGUUUGUUGGUAAAAGAAAGAUUAUUAUGAUAACUGCAUAUUAAUGUCGGGUUAUUAUUAUUCUUGAGAGAAUCUGGGUAUGAUUAUUACGAUGAUACGAUUUAGUUGUAAUUAAAAUUUAGUAGUUUGACGUGUAGCGACUAUUACCUAAUUUGCAUAAGAUGCGUGAGAAAUAAAUAUUUAAAUGAAAACUGAGCAGGUGUAAAAAAAAUUGAAUGCAUGGCUGGAUUUCAAAACAAGAAUUAAACAAAGAAAUAAACAGGAUGGAAA
Folsomia candida is the source of this 4239-nucleotide messenger RNA. RefSeq names its product kinesin-like protein KIF2A. The record is from RefSeq and is a predicted model, not a curated record. Gene Ontology annotation, biological process: microtubule-based movement. Bases 315 to 2606 code for a protein of 763 amino acids. The transcript has 11 exons. NCBI's taxonomy places the organism in Eukaryota, Metazoa, Arthropoda, Collembola, Entomobryomorpha, Isotomidae. Gene Ontology annotation, molecular function: microtubule binding; ATP binding; microtubule motor activity.